Bufo gargarizans (Asiatic toad) is the source of this 8682-nucleotide messenger RNA. It is a transcript of the gene TENM2, whose product is annotated as teneurin transmembrane protein 2. Gene Ontology annotation, biological process: neuron development; signal transduction; heterophilic cell-cell adhesion. Gene Ontology annotation, molecular function: protein heterodimerization activity; cell adhesion molecule binding; protein homodimerization activity. Gene Ontology annotation, cellular component: membrane; neuron projection. The coding region runs from base 1 to 8682 and encodes 2893 amino acids. NCBI's taxonomy places the organism in Eukaryota, Metazoa, Chordata, Amphibia, Anura, Bufonidae. The record is from RefSeq and is a predicted model, not a curated record. The transcript has 29 exons.
AUGGGACAAGAUAUCAUUACAUUUAAGAAGAGUGUGGAGGUGGAUAUAAGGAAAAUUAAAAGGGAACCUAGAAGAUUCAACAAUCUCAAACCACAUGAAAUUCAUGCAAUCAAACAAUUGCAACAGAAUAAUAAUAUAACUGUGCACCCAGCCGAUAAAGGAGGGGCGAUUGUGAUUUUGGAUACAUGUAAAUAUGACCGUGGAUGUAGGAGACAAUUAGGAGAUAAAGAAACAUACAAAAAACUACAAAAGGAUCCAGUGAUAGAAUUUGGUGAAUCUUUGGAAUUAUAUGAAGGACGAGGCCAUACAAAAGGAUUCUUAAACGAACAAGAAUCUAAAUUUAUUAUGGGUACACCUAAACGUAUGCCUGUUUUCUACACUAUACCAAAGGUUCACAAAAACCCACUGGACCCUCCGGGGAGACCUAUUAUCUCUGGUAUAGGAUCAUAUACAUCCAACUUGUCCCAAUAUCUAGAUAGACUACUGCAACCAUUAGUGAGGAAGAUGUUUGCCUAUAUCAGGGAUACUACACAGAUAGUGCAGACCAUUGAGAACCUCAAGUAUGAACCAAAUUGGAUCCUUGGAACUCUCGAUGUUAACUCCCCAUACACUAUAAUAAGACAUUACCAAGGAUUAGAAGCUUUGACACAACAAUUGACGACAUAUGGGGAAUACUUACCGGAUCAAAUAGAAUAUAUAGCGAAAGGGGUACAACACAUUCUAACCGAUAAUUAUUUUGCAUAUGAUUCUGAGUUCUUUGUCCAGAUAAGGGGGAAGGAAAGCCCAAACUCCAAAUGCUGUUAUUCUGAGAGUGCUGGAGUGACAAAGUUGGGAAACCAAACAAAUAAUCGAUAUCCAAAAACCCCUUGCCAUUUGGAUCUAUACUCUGAAGGUCGUCCCAUCCCAUCUACAUCUUCGUCUAGCCUACUACCAUCUGCACAAAUGCCCAGCUCCCAUAAUCCUCCACCUGUAGGCUGCCAGAUGCCACUGCUAGACAGCAAUACUUCUCAUCAGAUCAUGGACACUAACCCUGAUGAGGAGUUUUCUCCUAACUCAUACCUGCUCAGAGCAUGCUCAGGCUCGCAGCAGCCUUCCACCAGUGGCCCAACAAAUCAUCAUAGCCAGUCAACACUUCGGCCUCCGCUUCCUCCUCCUCACAAUCACACUCUCUCUCAUCACCAUUCUUCUGCAAAUUCUCUAAAUAAGAAUUCCCUUACCAACCGAAGAAACCAGAUUCAUGCACCAGCACCAGCUCCAAAUGAUAUGGCCACAACUCCAGAAUCAGUUCAGCUUCAGGACAGCUGGGUACUCAACAGCAAUGUUCCACUGGAAACCAGGCACUUCUUGUUUAAGACAUCAUCUGGAACUACUCCUUUAUUCAGCAGCUCUUCUCCUGGAUAUCCCCUGACUUCAGGAACAGUUUAUACUCCUCCUCCAAGGCUUUUACCCCGAAACACGUUCUCCAGAAAUGCCUUCAAGCUUAAGAAACCAUCUAAGUAUUGCAGCUGGAAAUGUGCAGCAUUAUCAGCCAUAGCUGCGGCUGUCCUGCUUGCUAUUUUGCUGGCUUACUUCAUUGCAAUGCAUCUCCUCGGACUGAACUGGCAGCUACAGCCAGCAGAUGGACAUACUUUCAACAAUGGGAUAAGAACUAGCAGUGAUGAUGUUGCAACAAUGCCAUCUGGAGGCAAAGGAACUUGGACUAGUACAAAAAAUAGCAGCAUAGAUAACGGAGAAGUGGAAAUUGGCCGUCGGAUUACCCAAGAAGUACCAGCAGGAGUGUUUUGGCGAUCUCAUAUCCAUGUUUCCCAGCCGCAGUUCUUGAAAUUUAAUAUAUCAUUAGGAAAAGAUGCCUUGUUUGGAGUUUACAUACGAAGAGGUUUGCCUCCAUCACAUGCUCAGUAUGACUUCAUGGAGCGUUUGGAUGGCAAGGAGAAGUGGAGUGUAAUAGAAGCCCCAAGAGAGCGCCGCAGCAUUCAGACACUGGUACAAAAUGAGGCUGUGUUUGUCCAGUACUUGGAUGUUGGAAUCUGGCACUUGGCCUUCUACAAUGAUGGAAAGGACAAGGAGAUAGUGUCAUUCAAUACUGUUGUCCUUGACUCCGUUCAAGAUUGCCCUAGAAAUUGUGAUGGAAAUGGUGAAUGUGUUUCAGGAAUUUGUCAUUGCUUUCCAGGAUUCCAUGGGGCAGACUGUGCAAAAGCUGCAUGCCCCGUUUUAUGCAGUGGCAAUGGGCAAUACUCAAAGGGCACCUGCAUCUGCUACAGUGGCUGGAAAGGAGCAGAAUGUGAUGUUCCCAGCAGUCAAUGCAUAGAUCCUACAUGCAGCACCCAUGGAUCUUGCAUAGAAGGAAACUGUGUAUGUUCUGCAGGAUUUAAAGGAGACAUUUGUGAAGAAGUGGAUUGUAUUGACCCAACAUGCUCCAACCAUGGAGUGUGCGUAAAUAAAGAAUGUCUCUGCAGUCCUGGCUGGGGUGGUCAGAACUGUGAAUUACCAAGGACUCAGUGUCCAGAUCAAUGCAGUGGACAUGGGACUUACCUCACUGACACAGGUCUGUGUAGCUGUGAUCCUAACUGGAUGGGCCCUGAUUGCUCUGUUGAGGUAUGCUCUGUGGACUGUGGCACUCAUGGUGUUUGUGUUGGUGGAGCAUGUCGUUGCGAAGAAGGGUGGACUGGGGUGGCAUGUGACCAGCGUGUUUGCCACCCUCGCUGCACUGAACAUGGAACUUGCAAAGAUGGAAAAUGCGAAUGCAGAGAGGGCUGGAAUGGGGAGCACUGCACCAUUGAUGGCUGCCCUGAUCUGUGCAAUGGCAAUGGGAGAUGCACACUUGGUCAGAACAGCUGGCAGUGUAUCUGCCAGACAGGCUGGAGAGGGUCUGGAUGCAAUGUUGCCAUGGAAACUUCUUGUGCUGAUAACAAGGAUAACGAGGGAGAUGGUCUUGUGGACUGCCUGGACCCAGACUGUUGUCUGCAAACAACUUGCCAGUCAAGUUUACUUUGCCGUGGAUCACGUGACCCUCUUGAUAUCAUCCAGCAAAGCCAGUCAGGCUCACCAGCAGUAAAGUCAUUUUAUGAGCGAAUCAAACUUCUGGUAGGAAAAGACAGCACGCACAUCAUUCCUGGAGAAAAUCCUUUUAACAGCAGCCUUGUUUCAUUAAUAAGAGGACAAGUCAUGACUGGAGAUGGAACCCCUCUGGUUGGAGUCAAUGUGUCUUUUGUAAAAUAUCCAAAGUAUGGUUAUACUAUAACACGCCAGGAUGGCACGUUUGAUUUAAUAGCCAAUGGUGGUGCUUCUUUAACUCUUCACUUUGAGAGGGCCCCAUUCAUAAGCCAGGAGAAAACAGUGUGGUUGCCGUGGAACAGCUUUUAUGCUAUGGACACUCUCGCAAUGAAGACUGAGGAAAACUCUAUUCCUAGCUGUGACUUAAGUGGGUUUGUGAGGUCAGACCCGGUUAUUAUCUCUUCACCUCUUUCUACCUUCUUCAGUUCUUCACCCCGACGGAAUCCUAUAGUUCCAGAGACCCAGGCUCUCCAUGAGGAAAUAGAAAUGCCAGGCUCCAACCUAAGACUCUGUUAUCUCAGUUCUCGAACUCCAGGAUACAAGUCAUUGCUGAAGAUUAUUAUGACUCAAUCAACUGUUCCGUUGAACCUUAUUAAAGUUCAUUUGAUGGUGGCCGUUGAAGGACACCUAUUCCAAAAGACUUUCCAGGCAUCACCAAAUUUAGCAUAUACAUUUGUCUGGGAUAAAAAUGAUGCAUAUGGUCAGAAAGUGUAUGGACUAUCAGAUGCUGUAGUCUCUGUUGGCUUUGAAUAUGAAACAUGCCUUGGUCUUAUCUUAUGGGAGAAAAGAACAGCAGUCUUGCAAGGAUUUGAACUGGAUCCUUCAAACCUUGGAGGCUGGUCCAUAGACAAGCACCAUAUACUAAAUGUUAAAAGUGGCAUCCUGCAUAAAGGCAGUGGAGAAAAUCAGUUUCUUUCACAACAACCUGCAGUCAUUACGAGCAUUAUGGGCAAUGAGCGUAGAAGAAGUAUAUCUUGUCCAAGCUGCAAUGGCCUCGCUGAAGGGAACAAGCUAUUGGCUCCAGUGGCUCUUGCAGUUGGAAUUGACGGAAGCCUAUUUGUGGGAGAUUUUAAUUAUAUACGAUGUAUCUUUCCCUCCAGAAAUGUCACCAGUAUUCUGGAACUUCGAAACAAAGAAUUUAAACAUAGCAACAACAUAGCACAUAAAUAUUAUCUGGCAGUUGAUCCUGUGUCAGGCUCAAUAUAUCUGUCUGACACAAACAGUCGUAGAAUUUACAAAAUCAAGUCCCUGACAGGAGCCAAGGAUAUUGCAGCUAACUUAGACGUCAUCGCUGGCAAUGGAGAACAAUGUAUGCCCUUUGAUGAUGCUAGAUGUGGUAAUGGAGGGAAGGCUGUGGAUGCCAUUUUGACUAACCCACGAGGAAUUGCUAUUGAUAAAAAUGGAUUCAUUUAUUUUGUUGAUGCAACAAUGAUUCGAAAAGUAGACCCAAAUGGAAUAAUUUCCACGCUUUUAGGAUCUAAUGACCUUGCAGCAGGAAGACCUCUAAGCUGUGAUUCUAGCAUGGACAUCACUCAGGUUCGCAUGGAAUGGCCAACAGAUUUAGCUGUUAACCCAAUGGACAAUUCUCUCUAUGUCUUAGAGAACAAUGUUAUUUUGAGAAUCACAGAAAACCACCAAGUCAGCAUCAUAGCUGGACGUCCCAUGCACUGUCAGGUGCCUGGCAUAGACUAUUCACUGAGCAAGCUGGCUAUUCAUUCUGCACUUGAAUCUGCCAGUGCCAUAGCUAUUUCUCACACUGGAAUCCUUUACAUUGCAGAAACAAAUGAAAAGAAGAUUAAUCGAAUAAGACAAGUGACAACCAAUGGUGAAAUUUCUCUUUUAGCUGGAGCAGCUUCAGACUGCAACUGUAAAGAUGAUGUAAAUUGCAAUUGUUAUGCUGGAGAUGAUGGCUAUGCUACAGAUGCAUUCUUAAAUUCACCAUCAUCUGUAGCUGUGGCACCUGAUGGCACAGUGUACAUUGCAGAUCUUGGAAAUAUUCGCAUAAGAGCUGUUCUUCAAAACAAGCCUGUUCUCACUUCAUUUAAUCAGUAUGAGGUUGCUUCCCCUGGGGAACAAGAGCUAUACAUAUUUAAUUUCAAUGGGAUUCAUCAGUACACUCAAAGCCUGGUCACAGGAGAGUACCUUUACAAUUUUACUUACAGUGCUGACAAUGAUGUGAUAGAGGUUAUUGAUAAUAGCGGAAAUUCCUUGAAAAUCCGCCGGGAUUCUAAUGGCACCCCAAGACAUUUCCUAAUGCCAGACAAUCAGAUAAUCACCUUAACACUCACUACCAGCGGAGCAUUGAAGUUGGUUUCCACGCAGAGUCUGGAGCUGUCUUUGAUGACUUACGAUGGUAACACUGGGCUACUGGCAACAAAGAGCGAUGAGACUGGUUGGACAAUAUUUUAUGAUUAUGACAAUGAGGGUCGCUUGACCAAUGUGACCCGACCAACUGGAGUUGUCACCAGCCUCCAUCGAGAAAUGGAAAAAUCUAUUACAAUUGACAUUGAGAACUCCAACCGGGAUGAUGAUGUCACCGUUAUAACCAAUUUGUCCUCAGUGGAGGCAUCCUAUACAGUUGUCCAAGAUCAAGUUAGAAACAGCUACCAGUUAUGCAGUAACGGAACAUUAAGAGUGAUGUAUGCUAAUGGAAUGGGGAUAAGUUUCCACAGUGAACCCCAUAUUCUUGCUGGCACUGUGACACCUACAAUUGGAAGGCGCAAUAUUUCUUUACCCAUGGAGAAUGGACUAAACUCCAUUGAAUGGAGGUUACGGAAAGAACAAACAAAAGGCAAAGUGACUGUUUUUGGAAGGAAGCUCCGGGUGCAUGGAAGAAACUUGCUAUCUAUAGAUUUUGAUAGAAAUUCCCAUACAGAAAAAAUAUAUGAUGAUCAUCGGAAGUUUACUCUAAGGAUUGUCUAUGAUCAGUUAGGACGGCCACUUUUGUGGCUUCCAAGCAGUGGGCUUGCACCUGUCAAUGUAUCUUAUUUCUUCAAUGGUCGCUUAUCUGGACUUCAACGUGGAGCAAUGAGUGAAAGAACUGAGAUGGAUAAGCAGGGAAGAAUUAUUUCUCGCUCGUUUGCAGAUGGAAAGACAUGGAGUUAUACAUAUCUUGAAAAGUCUAUGGUGCUUCUUCUUCAAAGUCAGCGACAGUACAUCUUUGAAUAUGACUCAUCAGAUCGUCUUUACUCUGUAACUAUGCCAAGCGUAGCUAGACACAGUAUGUCAACUCAUGCAUCUAUUGGCUACAUCAGGAACAUAUACAAUCCCCCAGAAAGCAAUGCAUCAAUUAUUUUUGACUACAGUGAAGAUGGCCGGAUUCUUAAAACGUCUUAUCUUGGUACUGGCCGACAAGUGUUCUAUAAGUAUGGAAAACUAUCUAAGUUGUCCGAAAUCAUUUAUGACAGUACUGCAGUCACAUUUGGAUAUGAUGAAACUACAGGAGUUUUAAAAAUGGUUAACCUCCAAAGUGGUGGUUUUUCUUGUACAAUACGUUAUCGAAAAAUUGGACCCUUAGUGGACAAACAAAUAUACAGGUUUUCUGAAGAAGGCAUGGUGAACGCAAGGUUUGACUACACUUACCAUGACAACAGUUUCCGUGUUGCAAGUAUUAAGCCUAUUAUAAGUGAAACCCCACUUCCCGUUGAACUAUACCGCUAUGAUGACAUUUCUGGAAAAAUUGAACACUUUGGAAAAUUUGGGGUUAUUUACUAUGAUGUUAAUCAAAUCAUUACUACUGCUGUGAUGACACUGACAAAACAUUUUGAUACUCAUGGCCGCAUCAAAGAAGUCCAGUAUGAAAUAUUUAGGUCACUUAUGUAUUGGAUGACUGUGCAGUAUGACAGUAUGGGACGAGUUAUAAAAAGAGAAUUAAAGCUUGGUCCCUAUGCUAACACAACUAAGUACACAUAUGAAUAUGAUGGAGAUGGUCAGCUGCUGACUGUUGCUGUUAAUGACAGACAAACAUGGCGCUACAACUAUGACCUAAAUGGUAACCUGUACCUGUUGACCCCUGGAAAUGGUGUACGUCUUCUGCCACUGAGAUAUGAUCUCAGAGAUCGAAUAACUCGAUUGGGGGAUGUACAGUAUAAAAUAGAUGAUGAUGGUUUUUUGAGCCAAAGAGGUGCAGAUAUUUUUGAUUACAACUCAAAAGGUCUUCUCACCCGAGCAUAUAACAAGGUCCUUGGAUGGAAUGUACAAUAUCGUUAUGAUGGACUGAGCCGUAGAUCCUCAUGCAAAACCAACCUAGGCCUCCAUCUUCAGUUCUUCUAUGCUGAUCUCCACAACCCAACACGGGUUACCCACAUUUAUAAUCACUCAAACUCAGAAAUUAUUUCUCUGUAUUAUGAUUUGCAAGGCCACCUUUUUGCAAUGGAGAGCAGCAGUGGGGAAGAAUAUUACAUUGCCUCUGAUAACACAGGCACACCAUUAGCAGCUUUCAGCAUCAAUGGGGUGAUGAUUAAACAGUUGCAGUAUACACCCUUUGGUGAAAUUUAUUUUGAUUCCAAUCCAAACUUUCAGCUUGUCAUUGGGUUUCAUGGAGGAUUAUAUGACUCUUUAACAAAGCUUGUUCAUUUUGCCCAGAGAGAUUAUGAUGUGUUGGCUGGACGUUGGAUAUCUCCAGAUUACACUAAAUGGAAGAAAAUUGGAAGAGACCCUGCUCCUUUUAAUUUAUACAUGUUUAAGAACAAUAAUCCUCUGAGUACUGAAAUGGACUUAAAAAACUAUGUGACAGACGUGCAAAGCUGGCUGGUGAUGUUCGGAUUUCAACUGAGCAAUAUAAUCCCUGGCUUCCCAAGAGCCAAACUGCAUUUUGUGCCACAUCCAUAUGAAAUAACUGAAAGUCAAGAAUGUGAAAAUGGACAGCUAAUUACUGGUGUUCAACAGACCACUGAAAGACAUAAUCAAGCAUUUAUGGCAUUGGAGGGUCAAACCAUAGUGAAGCGAUUAUAUGCAAACAUAAGGGAAAAAAUAGGACACUGGUUUGCAACUACAGUUCCUAUAAUUGGUAAAGGAAUAAUGUUUGCAAUCAAAGAAGGCAAAGUGACAACAGGAAUGUCUAGCAUCGCCAGUGAAGACAGCCGGAAAAUUGCUCUUGUACUUAAUGGAGCUCACUACCUGGAAAAAAUUUACUACAACAUAGAAGGAAAGGAUACUCAUUAUUUUGUCAAAAUUGGCUCCUCUGACAGUGAUCUAGUCACCUUGGGUUUGACAACAGGUCGCAAAACAUUAGACAGUGGAGUCAAUGUCACAGUCUCUCAGCCAACUUUGCUGAUAAAUGGAAGGACUCGUAGGUUUACAUACAUAGAGUUCCAGCAUUCAUCUCUCAUUUUAAACAUCCGCUAUGGGUUGACUGCUGACACCCUGGAUGAAGAGAAAGCACGAGUUCUUGACCAAGCACGUCAGCGAGCAUUGAGUGAAGCUUGGGCAAAAGAGCAGCAAAAGGCACGAGAUGGAAAAGAAGGUAGUCGCUUAUGGACUGAGGGGGAAAAACAGCAACUCCUAAGCACAGGAAGAGUUCAAGGAUAUGAAGGGUACUAUGUCCUUCCGGUGGAGCAGUACCCAGAAUUAGCAGACAGCAGCAGUAAUAUCCAGUUCUUGAGACAGAAUGAAAUGGGAAAGAGGUAA